Molecule: messenger RNA, 2120 nt
Organism: Paramecium octaurelia
Lineage: Eukaryota; Ciliophora; Oligohymenophorea; Peniculida; Parameciidae
Source: the annotation of a GenBank genome assembly
AUGCAUAAAUUUCUGUUUGGAAAUAGAAGAACGAGUAUUUCGAGUUAUAACCCUUUUGGUUCCUCUAAAAACAUGAAACCAGGCAUCAUAACUAAAAUAAAAAACAAGAUUUAAGGUUUAUUUCAAACAACAAUCAACUCAUAAAGUAUAAUCUAACGGAUACAAUCAUUUGACGAUUAAAAUUUAGAAUAAGAACUAUCUAAUUAAUUUAAAAAUAAUCUUGUUCUUAUAGAUCGAAUUCUACCAAAUAAGGAAGAUGGUACAGUACUAAAACGCAAAUCCAUAUUUCCCUUUGAAUAAUAUCUAAAAGAAGAGGGCGAUUCUGCUAAAAAAUAUUCAUAAGAAACGUAAACUGAUAUAAGUAAUAAACCAAGUGAUUUGUAGUGCAAAACUACAAAUGCAAAAAAACAAUAGAAGUUUAAAAAAGUAGACUCAAAAAUUUACAAAAGUCGAAAAAUGGAAGGUAAUGUUUGUUAAUAAUAACAUUAGAAAAUCCAAAAUAGUUAGAGUUUAAUCUAAAUAAACAAAAUUUUAAGUAAAAUAAACACCAAAAAUUAGAAAAUUCAUCUGAAUAUUAUUCAAAUUACUCCAAUAAAAGAUUGAAAUAGUUUGAUAGUUUUACAGAAAGUAGUAUACCACUCAAAUAAUAAAAAGCUGAAACUAGUGAUUAUUUAUCUCCAGUGAAAAUACUUGAGAAUUAAUUAGUAAUCCAAAAUAAUGAGAAUAAGAACUUGAAAUGUGAUUCAUUUCUCAAGGCAUUAAAAGGUUCUUCAUCUGCUGCCCUAAGCCCCUCAAACAAUGAUCGCCUUAAAGAUGAUCUAAAUAACAAUAAUUAAUUUUCAAGUUCAACUGGAACAAACUCAAAAGAAGAGGGAAAUGAAACAAUCUAAAGUUUUAAGAGUGGUUUUUUUUAAUAAGCAGUAUAAGAGAAUGUAGAUGACUUGGAUAAAAAUAAAAAAGCUUCGAAUUCUUAGUAAAAUUAAGAUUUAGAGCCGAAAAAUAUCUAAAAUGUAAAUCAAGUAAACUUUAUAGUAUUAUAUUAGAAAUAAUCUGAUUUCUCUUUAAACUAGAAGAAAGAUAAUCAAUUAUAAGAAGUAUUAAAUAUAGAAUAGAACAAAUUAUAGAAUUCGUCUUAAGAAAAUUCUACCCCAAAAGAUAAAUAGGAAGGCCAAGGAUUAUUUCCACAACAGGAUUAAUUUUUGAACCAAAAUUUGAUAAGUCAAAAUGAAAAAUAGGAACAUAUGUCUGAUAAUAUAUCAAAAAUUCAAGAUCUUUAGUCAUAGUAAAGUCAAGAUAUUUAAAAAAAUAUACUGCAAGUUAGCUUUUUGAAUAAUUAAAACAAGUAAACAGUUGAGAAAAAUGAUAAAUCAAUAAAAGAAUCAAAUCCAUUUUUGGUUCAAAGUUCUAACAUCAGUUCCGAUCAAAUAAAUCUAUAUUUUUAAGCUUGUUCACAAUCCAAUCAAAAUAAAUAAUGCUAACCAUAAAAUUAAAAUUAACCUAUAAUGGAUUUAUUCAAAAUAUCAGCAUAAUAACCUUAAUAAAUUGUGAAUAAACCUUAGGAUAAAUAGAACACUUAAAAUUUAUUAUAAAGUGUUCACAAUUUCGAGAAUGCAAAAAUACUUUAAUAUUCUACAAAUAAAUAAAUGGAAAUCAUCGAAUAAGCUUCUCCUUAACUUAAUUAGGUUAUUUAAAAUAAGUAGAAAGAUUUUGAGGCUGUAUAACUAAGUUAUUAGUAAUAGCUGACUUAAUAAAAUACUCUAUUUUAAUAGUAAUAAUAAUAGUAAUAAUAGCAUUAUUCAUAAUAAUUGAUAUAAUAGCAAAGCUUUUAACUUUAAAAUCAUUUUACUUAAUAGAGGCAGACAUAGAAUUAAAUUUCAAGUUUAAAUGUAUUUUAAUCUAAUCCUUUUUAAUAAUAAUAAUAAAAUGAUUUAAGCAAUAAAUCUAUGUUUUUAAAGAAUGAUGUUCUAUCACUUUUUUAAGAUACGAAAAAAUCUGAUAAAGGUUGUAAUUUUAUUAAUAAUUUAGAUAUAUUUUAAGCUCCUUUACUUCAGCAAACUAGUUCAAGUUUGAAUAAUAGUUUUAACAAAGCUAAAAAGAAGUAGAGAAUUAAUAAUUGUUGA